Messenger RNA from Oikopleura dioica, 504 nucleotides. NCBI's taxonomy places the organism in Eukaryota, Metazoa, Chordata, Appendicularia, Copelata, Oikopleuridae. The record is from the annotation of a GenBank genome assembly.
AUGGUCGAAAAUCUUCUCGACCGCACGAAAAAGGACGGCACUGGAUUAUUCGCCGACGAAGGAAAUACCGCCACCCGUUGGAACAAAAUCUACUACGAGUUUGCAUGUCGAGAUUUCGCCCAGAAUGUAGUACUCCAUUGCGAGCAGUACGGAUCGUAUUUACCUGAGCAGCAGUGGAUUGUUUCUGAGAUGGGAAAAGUGGCGACACAACUUUUUGCCUGGGGCAUGUGCUUUGGCAGAUCAGAAAAAUCACAUAUGGCCGGAGUUAGAGGAUUUGAGGUGGAAAAAGAUUUAGCGCUGCAUGCAAUGGAUCGUCACUAUUCGAAUAUUGCUUAUAAUGUCGAUUACAUAACAUCUUCCUGGUAUGGUGAUACCAUGGCUCCUCUCGGGAAACAGCGAGGCCUCGCAAAACUUGUUAUAGGAGAAAAACUGCUGACCCAAGCCCCGCCAGAGCAUUUUGAAGAGCUUGACUUUGAACAUAUUCAUACUGCCGAGAAAAGUUGA